CAGCUUCAGUCUUUCUCGUUCCUACAGGCAGCCAAGACGCGGUUUUAAAACGAAUCAAGCCGAGAAAAGGCUCUGAAAAAUAUUUCGCGUAGAUCGUUAUAGAAACGACGAGAGGGUUCCGCGAUAACGUCGAAUAGAAUACGUGAUUGGGGUUGCUUCGAUUUCGAGGAAUGAUGCAGCGUCCGAUCGGUUCGCGAAAAUCGUGAAAAUCGCACGAGUUUUCAUACGAUUCUCUCUUUAAGUGAACAGAGAGAGAAAAACCCGUCGCCUCUACGCAGGAGAAUCCCAGUGAUCAUGAGGGUUUUAAGCACCGUAGUAAUUUUCAUCAGUAUUGAUAUUCUCCUACCUGCAACGGACGGAGUCGAAGAUCGAGGCCAGAGCGGAUCGAAGAUCGCUAAAAGGACGAAGCCUCUCGACCCGGAGGAGGAGGAUUAUUAUUACGACGAUGUAGACGAGCGGAACAAUCCAACGAAUGGAGCGCCAGUCGCGCCCCCAGGAUUUCUGAGUCCUUCGGUGAGAGAGUACCUGGAUCUUGGUAAAUCUAUACCCGGAAGGCCAGGAACGGAUUACCCGGUCCUAGGGACAGUGCCAUACACGAAUUUUUACUGCGACGAUCAAGCCUAUCCCGGUUUUUUCGCCGACGUUGAAACAAGGUGCCAGGGAUGGCAUUACUGCGACAUAGACGGAAGACAGGCGAGCUUUCUCUGUCCGAACGGUACUCAAUUCAGCCAGGCGGUAUUCGUCUGCGAUUGGUGGUUCAACGUCAGGUGCGAACUAAGCCCCAAGCUUUACGCCAUCAACAGUCGCCUCUACCAAAGGCCGACGGAAAGCCCGACGAGGCUGCAUCGUGUCAUAACCAAGGAGUUACUCGAAAACAUCUUCGUCAAGCGAAAAUGAGAGGAAAUUGAAGACGAUACGAAAGAAGGGAGAAUAAUUUGAACAAAGAUACGCCUUUUUACGAGAGGGUCAAAAACGGAAAAUUCAAAAUGGACAAAUUACUAUUCGAUUCUUGCGCUGAAUUAUUACGCGUAACGAUGUAACAUCCUUAGUACUUAAACCGUAUAUAUGGGGUAGUCAAAAUAAACGUGAACAAGGUUUGACCUCGACCCCCAUCGAAUUCCUCGCCGAUUUACUUCCUACUUCUACUCUACUCAAAUAUAAAUUUUAUAAUUCGUUCAAACUUUUUCCACCUGCCGUUUAAAAGUAGGUAUUUUAGACCUAAUUUUCCAUGACACGAAAAUUGUGUGUUUAGGAAAAAGUUGUAAAAGGGAAAAAAU
Messenger RNA from Neodiprion virginianus, 1277 nucleotides. RefSeq lists its product as uncharacterized. The record is from RefSeq and is a predicted model, not a curated record. Gene Ontology annotation, molecular function: chitin binding. NCBI's taxonomy places the organism in Eukaryota, Metazoa, Arthropoda, Insecta, Hymenoptera, Diprionidae. Gene Ontology annotation, cellular component: extracellular region. The coding region runs from base 295 to 897 and encodes 200 amino acids. The transcript has 3 exons.